Rhinichthys klamathensis goyatoka is the source of this 700-nucleotide messenger RNA. It is a transcript of the gene crygs2, whose product is annotated as crystallin, gamma S2. Bases 92 to 616 code for a protein of 174 amino acids. The record is from RefSeq and is a predicted model, not a curated record. The transcript has 3 exons. NCBI's taxonomy places the organism in Eukaryota, Metazoa, Chordata, Actinopteri, Cypriniformes, Leuciscidae. Gene Ontology annotation, molecular function: structural constituent of eye lens. Gene Ontology annotation, biological process: visual perception; lens development in camera-type eye.
ACUUUGGGAGCUGCAUAUUUAAACAGCCCCAUAAACAUUUACUCUGGACUUCAGACAACUUCUCCAGACAAGCUUUAAUACAAUAUUCAAGAUGGGCAGGAUUGUGUUUUUUGAGGACAAGAACUUUCAGGGUCGCCGUUACGAGUGUGACAGCGACUGCUCCGACUUCCAUGCCUACCUUAGCCACUGCAACUCUAUUCGUGUGGACAGCGGCACCUGGGUGGUUUACGAGCGGCCCAACUACACGGGUAACCGGUAUCUGCUAACCAGGGGGGAGUAUCCUGAGUACCUGGGCUGGAUGGGACUUAAUGACUGUCUCAGUUCCUGCAAGAUUAUACGCUUUACGAGUGGAAUGCAGUACAAGGUUCAGCUGUACGACAAGCCUGACUUCACAGGCCAGGCCAUAGAGUCCACUGAAGACUGUCCAUCUGUGGUGGAGAGGUUCCGUCUGAGAGAGGUCAAUUCCUGCAAAGUUCUGGAUGGUUACUGGAUCUUCUACGAGCAUCCCAACUAUCGUGGUCAUCAGUACUUCCUGGAGAAAGGCAACUAUCGCAAACCAGUGGACUGGGGUGCAGUCUGUCCCACCGUGCAGUCUUUCCGUCGCUUCACAGAGUGAUGUUCCUAUGUCACAAUAAUUAGGCUAUUUGGCUGUGACACAAAUCGAAGUUCUGGCUAAAAUAAAGUUUGGCUGGAGACCCAC